AUUCUGCUGUUAUUUUGAUUUGUUUUCAUUUUUCACAUUGAGCACUACAAUAUUUUCACAUAUAUAAGUUCAUAUUAGAAAAAAAUUAGAAAUCGGUUGAUUUCAAUUUCUUCAAGUACUUUCUUUCUACUCGUGGUUUUCGAAAAGAAGACGAAGAAGAGAAAUUGUGUGAGUUUAUGUGCGUAUAUUUUGAAUAUUGUUAAAUUGCGGAAAAACGCAAAGCAAAACAAAUAGAAAAUAUGGCAGAUAAAUAUGAUUUAUCAAAAUUUCGAUUGGAACGCAUUUUGAAUAAGAACAGCAAAACAAAAACCAUCUGUGUCUUGGGCACAUUUCCGUCCGAAUUAGCGGCUGACACAAGGUAUCCAGCUAUUGUUGUACUUGAAAAAACUGCGUUCACUGACUAUAAUGUUAACACGGCAACCAAUGAUGAUCGUGAUGAUGAUGAUGAUGGAAACCAAUGCAAAUCAUACUUUAGUCAUGAGACGAAAUUAAAAGAAGAGUUUUUAAACGAUAUUUAUGGAAAUUUUCUGUGCUUUCCAAAACCAGAUAUUAAUAGUGUAAAGUUGAACAUAAUUUCCCCAUGCACGGAGAAACACAUUCAGAAGUAUUCAUCGCAAGAAAUCUUUAUCGUGCUGGAAACACCGUAUUUGUAUAAAACCGUCACUGAAUCACGAUUACAGCUCGAAUCUGAACAAUUCACCUUGGAUUGGGUCUACAAUAUCCUCGAGCAUAAAAAAGAAGCGGAUCGCAUAAUCGUCGAAGAUCCAUGCAAGACGCUUGGAUUUAUCCUAUUGCCUGAUUUUAAGUGGGAUGGGAAAACUUUGGAAACAUUCUAUGCCAUUGCUAUUGUUCAUCAAUUAAAUUUGAAAUCGUUACGAUCAUUGACUGCUGAACAUUUGCCACUGCUUCGAAAUAUUCAGACAAAAAGUGUUACUGCUAUCAAAACAAAGUACGGCUUGGAUUCAUCACAAUUGCGUAUUUACAUACAUUAUCAACCGUCAUUUUAUCAUUUACAUGUCCAUUUUACAUAUUUAAAAUAUGAAGCGCCUGGAAUUCAUUGCGAAAGAAGUCACAUGCUCAGCACCGUGAUCAAUAACAUCGAAUUGGUAUCCGAUUACUAUCAACGUGCAACAAUUCCGUUUACUAUAAAAUCGUCGGAUCCCCAUUAUUUGAAAUAUUUUCCACCUGAUGCCGAUGACAACGCAGAACCUAUAGCUAAAAAGCAAAAAAUCGGCGAAUAAAAUUCCUCAUUCGCCGAUAUUUAU
Messenger RNA from Contarinia nasturtii (swede midge), 1265 nucleotides. RefSeq names its product m7GpppX diphosphatase-like. The record is from RefSeq and is a predicted model, not a curated record. Gene Ontology annotation, biological process: deadenylation-dependent decapping of nuclear-transcribed mRNA. The transcript is spliced from 6 exons. Bases 240 to 1241 code for a protein of 333 amino acids. Gene Ontology annotation, cellular component: nucleus; P-body. NCBI's taxonomy places the organism in Eukaryota, Metazoa, Arthropoda, Insecta, Diptera, Cecidomyiidae. Gene Ontology annotation, molecular function: hydrolase activity; RNA 7-methylguanosine cap binding.